AUGUCUUUGGCCCUAGUGGAAAACUUCUCAUGUGAGCAGUGGUUUGGGUAUGACAGAAGAAUCGUCACGACCUCACUGUGGACAAAUGGUGGGAGAAGCAGAACACGGUCACUGUCCCCAGCAACCUCCCUGACUCGUACAACCUCCACAUCUAGUACAUCCACUGUUCAGCAGGGGAAAAGCAUCCCUCUCCUUACUUACGGCCCAAUCGUUGGAGACACGCAGUUCGUCAGGAGGACUGUGGACUUUACCUCGCAGCUCUUCAAGCUUCACAUUGGCUUCCCUCUGGGCUCCUCUCUGAGAGAUUUCCUUUACUUCACAGACAAUGGCCAGAUCAUUUUCCCGGAGUCAAGCAAUCAGAUCUUCUCCUAUCCCAAUCCACCUAGCCGAGGCUUCACAGCCUGGGAUACCAUGGCUGUGGUGGCUCCCUUCUGGGAUGAUGCUGACUUCUCCAGCCGCCGGGGAACCAUAUUUUAUCAGGAAUAUGAGACAUUCUAUGACCAGUAUAACCCACUAGUCAGGCAGGUGGAGUCUUGGAUUAGAAAGUUCACAAACUCCUGGAGCUACAAAGCCAAGUGGACCUUAAAGAUCACCUGGGUCGAUGCCCCUGCCUAUCCUGCCCAGUGGACCUCUGGGACGAGCACCUACCAGGCCAUUCUCUCCACCGAUGGGAGCAGGUCCUAUGCCCUGUUUCUUUACCAGAGUGGUGGGAUGCAAUGGGAUGUGGCCCAGCGCCCAGGCAACUCGGUCCUCAUGGGCUUCUCCAGUGGAGAUGGGUAUUUUGCCAACAGUCCACUGACGUUCCAGCCAGUGUGGGAGAGGUAUCGUCCGGACCAAUUGCUGAAUUCAAGAUUAGGCCUCCGGGGACUGCAGAUCUAUAGACUCCACAGGGAACCGAUACCCAACAACCGUCUCAAGUGCCAACAGUGGCUGCAGAGCCAGCCUCAGUGGCCAAGUUGGAACUGGAACCAGAUCGCCUGCCCUUGUACCUGGCAGCAGGGACAAUGGGACUUACGAUUCCGGCCUGUGAGCUCAGACUGGUGGGACCUCGGUGGCAGCAGGAAACUGUGCCGCUUCUCUUCCUGGCAAGGAGGUGUAUGCUGCAGCUACGGGUUGUGGGGAGAGCUUCGUGAAGGCUGGAGAGUGCACAGCCCUUCGCACUUAGAGCAAGAGCUGGAGCCACAGAACUGGUGCUGCCACUGGAAUGACAAGCCCUUCUUCUGCUCAAUGUACCAGCAAAGGCGGCCCCCAGUCAGCUGUGCCGGAUACAGGCCCCCACGACCUGGUUGGAUGUUUGGGGACCCGCACAUCACCACCUUGGAUGGUGCCAAUUACACCUUCAACGGGCUGGGGGACUUCCUGCUGCUGCGCGCCUGGGACGGGAAUUCCUCCUUUGAGCUGCAGGGCCGCACUGCCCAGACUGGCUCAGCCCCGGCCACCAACUUCAUCGCCUUUGCGGCCCAGUACAACUCCAGUAGCCUGGCCCCCAUCACGGUUCAGUGGUUCCUGGGGCCCAAUGACACAAUCCGAGUUCUACACAAUAACCAGACUGUGACUUUUGAGACCAAAGAUGCAGAAGGCCGGGAGACUUACAACAGCAGCGGGCUGCUGCUGACCCGCAAUGGCACCCAGGUCUCGGCCAGCUUCGAUGGCACGGUGGCCAUCACAGUAAUGGCCCUCUCCCAGCUCCUACACGCCUCCUCCAGCCUCCCCGAGGAGUACCAGGGCCGCACAGAGGGCCUCCUGGGACUUUGGAACAACAACCCCAAUGAUGACUUCAGGAUGCCCAAUGGCUCCUUCCUGGCGAGUGGGAGCACCGAGGAGGAGCUUUUCCAUUUCGGGAUGACCUGGAAACUAAACGGAACAGACCUCCUUGGUGAGAGGGACGACCAGCUGCCCCCCUCCUUCACCCCCGUCUUCUUCUCACAACUGCUGGAGAACAGCUCUGGUGAUGCGGCUUUGAUCUCUGGGUGCAAUGGAGACAGACAAUGCACGUAUGAUGCCUUGGCCAUGCGAGACGCCAGCGCUGGACUCCAUACCAGAACGCUCUUUAGAACAUACCGGGAGAUGAAUGCCACCCAAAAUCAGUUCCCACCGUCCAUCAAGGGUAAUCACACGAUUGAAGCCUACCAGGGAAAGACCACGUGGAUUCAGUACACCAGUGACUCAGAGAAUGUCACCUUCUCUCUCAGAAGCAACUGCACCGACUUCCAGCUCUUUGAGAACGGGACACUGCAGUGGACACCCAAGACGCUGGAACCUUUCACUCUGGAGAUCCUAGCACGAAGCUCCUCCACGGGCCUGUCAUCUUCCCUCCAACCGAAGACCGUGGUCUGCGUGUGCAGCACAGAGAGCCAGUGUCUGUACAACCAGACCACUUGGGUGGGCAAUUCCUCCCUGCAGGUGGCUGACUGCAGAUGUGAUGGAGACACCUUUGGCACCUCCUGUGAACGCACUGGGGAUCCCUGCUUGGAGCCAUGUUUCCCCGGUGUGAGCUGCAUUUCUGGGCAGGGCUGCGAGGCCUGUCCCAUGAACAUGACUGGGGACGGGCGGCACUGCGCAGCCCUGGAGAACUCUGACCUCUGCCAGAACCACUCCUGCCCUGUGAACUACUGCCACAACCAGGGCCACUGCUACAUCACCCUGAGCUGCCAGCCGGCCUGCACCUGUCCCCAAGCCUUCACCGACUCCCGCUGCUUCCUGGCUGGGAACAGUUUUACUCCAAGCACCCUUCAAGACCUCCCCUUACGAGUCAUCCAGCUUUCACUCAUGGAAGACGAAAAUGCGUCCAUCGCAGAGGUCAACGCCUCGGUGGCAUACAGACUGGGGAUGCUGGACGUGCGGGCCUUCCUCUGGAACAGCCUUGUGGAACUAGUCCCUGGCCCAGGAGCUGGCUCAGGCAGCCGGGUUCAGCACUGGAAGGUCAUCUCGAAGUUCCAGUACCGCCUGCGGGGACCCGUCAUCGACUUCCUCAACCACCAGCUGCAGGAUGCUGUGGUGCAGGCCUUCCUCCCCCAGCUCCAGAGGGGGCGGUGGAAGCGGAGCACGGGGCCCAGGAAUAACGUGGUCUUCUACCCCAUCUCAAGGGGAGACGUGCAGGAUAUCACAGCACUGAACGUGAGCACACUGGAGACCUACCUCCGAUGCAGCAGCUACCAGGGCUACCGCCUUGCCUACGGACCCCAGAGCGGCUUCACCUGUGUGUCCCCAUGCACUGAGGGCUACUGUGAUCAUGGAGGCCGAUGCCAGCACCUGCCAGAUGGGCCCCGCUGCAGCUGUGUGCCCUUCUCCAUCUACUCGCCCUGGGGUGAGCGCUGUGAGCACCUGAGCAUCCGACUAGGCGCCUUCUUCGGGAUCCUCUUUGGGGCCCUGGGCGCGGUCCUGCUGCUGGCAGUCGGGACGUUUGUGGUCGUGCACUUCUGUGCCUGCUUGAGGGUUAAGUCCUCCUACCCUCUGGGCAUACUAAGUUGAAGUCUCGCCUCCUGUGGAUACCUCAGACCCACUCUGGUCCUCGCCUCGCACUUUCGGAGCCCUGGCUCCGGGGAAACCCAGAGACGGGGAAAUGACAGAUGGUGAUUCGCGAUCCUCCGAGGAGAAUGGACCUUGCCCAGAACCCGCAGCGCUAGGGAAGAGGUGGACGCGAGCUGAUGCUGGCUCCCGCAGACAUCCUCCGAGCGGAGCACUAUGGCCCGCGUGGGGCUGGCAACUCUAAGUGAACCAACAUGCUUUUGCACACAAAACUCUCUUGUUUACCUCUGAUUAA
Messenger RNA from Ochotona princeps (American pika), 3763 nucleotides. It is a transcript of the gene MUC4, whose product is annotated as mucin 4, cell surface associated. The coding region runs from base 1 to 3471 and encodes 1156 amino acids. The transcript is spliced from 24 exons. The record is from RefSeq and is a predicted model, not a curated record. Gene Ontology annotation, biological process: cell-matrix adhesion. Lineage: Eukaryota; Metazoa; Chordata; Mammalia; Lagomorpha; Ochotonidae.